Messenger RNA from Phalaenopsis equestris, 1604 nucleotides. RefSeq lists its product as uncharacterized. The coding region runs from base 375 to 1514 and encodes 379 amino acids. The transcript is spliced from 2 exons. Gene Ontology annotation, cellular component: membrane. Gene Ontology annotation, molecular function: glycosyltransferase activity. NCBI's taxonomy places the organism in Eukaryota, Viridiplantae, Streptophyta, Magnoliopsida, Asparagales, Orchidaceae. The record is from RefSeq and is a predicted model, not a curated record.
GUCUCGUCUCGCUGACUUCAUCUUUUCUGCUUGGUGCAUCACUGUGGACUCUUCGGUCAGCUCCCACCAGCGCCAGCCCAGGAACAAUCCUCGUCGAUUCCCAUUUCUAAUCUACUCAUCUUAAACUGUGUGAUUCGCGAAGAUUUUGUGCUGCACUCGACACAGUGAGCCGAUCAUUCAUUUAAUCAUUUAUAUUCGGUUUUCCCUGAACAUCAACCCUACGAUUUUCAUCUUCUCCAACCUAUUCUCCCAAACACAGCCCUUACAGACCUUUGGUGUGUGAGAAAGCCCGCUCUUUUCAACUUAAAGAAAAGAUUUUGAUACAGCUCAGAACUCAGAAUCGCUGCUCGGGGUCUUCCUUUGAUUGCUUGGAGAUGUUGCCCAGAGUUUUCCAUGCCGAUGAUGGCAAGGAUUUAUCUCCAAAGUUGCAAUCCAGAUUUUUUAUUUCAAGUGUCAUGAAGUGCUUUCUGCCAUUUUUUCUUCUGGCUUCUGCUGCUUCGUUCUUUGGUUAUCGGUACUACGAUUCUCCCAAAACAGUUUUGCGGACUUCGAGCCCUCUGGUUUUUCCAUGUGUCAGUAAGGAGCCGAGUGUUUUUGACCGUUGGAUUAAGCCGUCUUCGAGCCUGAUGCAUAAUAUGAGUGAUGAGGAGCUUUUCAGGGCCGCUAGCUUUGCGAAAGAGUAUCCAUUUAAUGGAGUCCCAAAGGUGGCUUUCAUGUUCUUGACCAGAGGGCCUUUGCCUCUUUCUCCACUUUGGGAGAGAUUCUUCAAAGGGAACGAAGGUCUUUAUUCUAUCUAUGUUCAUUCUCUGCCAGGCUACAAAGCCAGUUUCCCUCCUGAAUCUGUGUUCUACAACAGGCAAAUUCCUAGCCAGGUAACAGAGUGGGGAAAAAUAAGCAUGUGCGAUGCAGAGAGGCGGCUUCUCGCAAAUGCGCUGCUCGACCUUUCCAACCAAUGGUUCGUUCUUCUCUCCGAGUCAUGCAUUCCUCUCCACAGCUUCAGUAUAAUCUACACUCACCUAAAGGAAUCAAACACCAGCUUUGUGGACUCCUUCGAUGACCCCGGUCCUCAUGCAAGGGGAAGAUACAUUCCACAAAUGGCACCCCUCAUCAACAUCAGCCAGUGGCGCAAAGGUUCACAGUGGUUCGAAGUCGAUCGAAAGCUUGCUGCUCAUAUGGUGCAAGACACGAAAUACUACUUAGCUUUCGAGGCGUUCUGCAAACCGCCAUGCUAUGUCGAUGAGCAUUAUUUCCCCACUCUGCUUCACAUUAUGAGAUCAAGUCUGAUAGCAAACAGGAGCAUCACUUUUACAGAUUGGUCUAGGGGUGGCUCUCACCCUGCCACAUUUGGGGAGGCUGAUGUAUCUGAAGAAUUCUUCAAGAGAAUUCUUGAUGGUCAGGAUUGUUUGUAUAAUGGUCAGCGUUCUUCUGUUUGUGUGUUGUUUGCUCGGAAAUUUGCUCCCAGUGCGUUGCAGCCUUUGCUACACUUAGCUUCCUCUGUACUUGGAUUUAGAUGAUCAAGAUGACGAAUACAUUUGUUAUUAACUUUCAGUGGAGCUUAUGCUCUACCUUUGUGAUCAUUGAAUGAGUUUGUUUUGAGGGGAUUA